AUGCUGGCCACCGAUCUGGCCGACCAUGACGAUGCCGAAUUCGAGGACGAGCUCAACAACCUCAUGGCCGGCGAGUCUCAUCAGCUGCCGACCGACACGCAGACCGACCUGCCAGCCACAUCGAUCGAAGAGCUUCCGGUCCUCCCCCCUGUCCCGACGCACGACCCGCGGACCACCCUCCCUGCGAUCGACGAUACAGCCAGCUCCAGCGACGAGAAGGACGACCAGACCGAGGCGGAUUCCGCGCGCCCGGCCAAGACCCCCAGUGCCUCCAAGAGGCAGCAGGUGGCUGCGUAG
Messenger RNA from Fonticula alba, 297 nucleotides. RefSeq lists its product as hypothetical. The record is from RefSeq and is a predicted model, not a curated record. NCBI's taxonomy places the organism in Eukaryota, Rotosphaerida, Fonticulaceae. The coding region runs from base 1 to 297 and encodes 98 amino acids. The transcript has 2 exons.